UGUACAACAUGGAAGUGCAUUGGAUCUUUGAUGCUGGAAAUGCUGAAUUGGCAUAGGGCUUCUGUUUUAUUGAAAUAGUUUCGCUUUCAUCAUCGGUCCGCUUCCUGGUCAACAUAAUCAAAAGGACUAGUCCGCACCGGGGAAAACAGAAUCCACGGACUUACUUUCUUUUUUAAAGAAAGUGUUUGCUGUGGCUUUCAAUGGGACAAUAGGGGCUCCUUUCCGCUCUUCAGUGAUGCCAACCGUUGUUGAAAUCUAGAGGUUAUAUCCAGCAGAAAAAAUCCUUUCAUUGGAAAUCCAUGAAAUGUCUGCAUAAAUGGAAAUGUCUGCAUAAAACAAGAAUACUUCGAUGAAAUAUGGAAUAUUUUCAUACAUUGUGUUUAAGGUAGCUAUAAAAUCAGCAGCACUGUCACUCUCUCUCUCUCUCUCUCUUAUUCUCUCUCCCUCUCGCGGAAUGCGGAAGUCAACUUGUGUGCAGGAGCAUAUAAAUAGCAGCACCAAUCGCAGGACUCGCUCACUCUGCUCGGAGAGCUUGGAGUGGACUGACUGCCAGCGCUCCGCCGACGCGCCUCAAAGUAGGCAACAACAAACACCGAGCACUCUGUUAUUUUGCGCAGUAUGGGCCUGCUACGCUGAGUUACUACUUGCUGUCAUGCCAGGAAGCUGAGGUCCACAGGCAGUUCGGGAUCUGGACAAGAUGGAGGCCACGCCGGGCUACCAGGACAUCAGCGCUCUGGAAAAAUCGGUGGCCAAUGCAGGAUCGCAGCUCUACACGAUGGCCCACAAGCUGCAUGCGGUGGAGCGCAGCCUCGAGCAGACGACGAUGGAGCAGAUGGACGAGAUGGAGGUGCUCGAGUUGCUCGAGUCGAUGAGCGAGGUGACCAACGAGUACCAGAAUCUGCGCAAGGACAUUCGCGAGGUGCAGCAGUUGCAGCGUGACGUCAGCAGCUCCAUACGGUACCAAAUGCGCAGCAUGCAGCAGACUUUCCACACGCUAAAACAGCGCAUAGCCAGCUCCCAGAAGGGGCGCAAAAAGCCAAAGAAAGGCCUCGAUGAAGCUACAGCUGGAGCAGGGCAUGGGAUUCAUGAAUAAUCAAUGACCUCAUAUUGAUUGGCCUCCCUGGCAAAUAGGUGCGGUAAAUGUAAAUGUGUCAAGGGGGACGCAAAUGUAGGGACUAAAUUGACACCAAUCUGAAGCAAUCAACUGUGUAACUAUAUAUCGCAAACCCACUCCAAGCAUUUAGACUCGGAAACAGGUCCUAUACUUUAUAUACAUGUAUACACUUGAAGAAAUCCACACCCAAAUGUAUGCGCAUUAGGGUGUUUUUUUUGUUGUUAUUUUUUGUGGUGUUUUAUUCCAGUGAUAGACAGGAAUAUUGAAAACUCACUGCUCUAAGAACACAAAAACACAAUGCUUAACAUAGAGUGAGCACCAUACCGUGUACGAUGAAUUGGAAUGUCUGAAUGUCAGAAUGCACUUUUCCAAAUUUUGCCUUAACAUAAUAGUAUUUUGAGGUAGUUUUUGAUACGACACGUUUUAAAAAGUAAUAUAUAGCAUAGCAGACCGUACAUAUUUAGGCCACACACAAUGAUUAUUCUUGUGUUCGUUUCACUUUUGGAGAUUUAUUUGUUGAGCUCUAGAGAAAAUAAACGUUAGUUGAACCUCAA
Molecule: messenger RNA, 1668 nt
Organism: Drosophila santomea
Lineage: Eukaryota; Metazoa; Arthropoda; Insecta; Diptera; Drosophilidae
Exons: 3
Coding region: 698-1093 (131 amino acids)
Source: RefSeq, a predicted model, not a curated record